AUGAACACGUCCGAAUACGAAACGAUAGCGGAACCCUUCACCUACUUGCAAGACGUUAAUUUUGCUGAAUGCCCAAAUGAGAAUGAAAAUUAUAUAAAUGACACCAACACCUCUAAUUAUGAACCAUUUUCUAAUGACAAUACUAUUACCGACUUCAUGACGAAUUUUGAAACUGAAAAUUUGUCAUUGAAAAAGGUCGAUCCGCAGCAAGUACUUGAGACCUUGAACUUGAACAGACUCCUUCAAGCAGAAUUAGACAGAGUCAGGGAAGGGAUUGAUGCUGCGAUCCAAAGAAAUACUGCACUUCAAACACGUCUUAGUCAGUUGAGACAGGAGGAGACUUUUAUUUCGGAGAAAACUAAUCUAACCUCAUCGGUUUCACAAAGAACGUUUGGGCCGCCAUUUUUUGUUGACGCAGAUGGAAACACUCCACCUGAGAAUGAUGAUGAGACCAACGAUCAACCACUGGUUUUUAAGAGCACAAGAUGGACUCAAUAUGAAAAAGAAGCGCUUCGAAAAGGAAUUCAAGAGCACAACAUGAAACGAGAGGCUUUGAGAGCUAUCAAGGAAGGUCGUUCGAUAUCAUCUGUGGAGAAAAUGUCAAAGGAUCAAUUUCUGUAUAGUGUCGAAGAUGUAGAAUGGUCACAAUUGGCAAAGCAAUACGUGCCGACCAAAACAAAGGAGGACUGCAUUAUUCAAUGGACAAACCACAGUCAUCCUUGCAUAAAUAAUAAUGAGUGGACUACACAGGAGACUAGAAAAUUGCUUGAAGUCGCGAAACAAAACGAUUUUAGAAACUGGGUGAAAAUCGCACUAGAAUUGGGCACAAAUAGAACUGCUGCUGAAUGCUUUAAACAAUACAAUAGACAAUCAUCCAAUCCUCGAAAAUGGUCUAAAGAGGAAGACGAAAUAUUAAUUCGAGCUGUUGAUCUAUACGGUGAAAAAAAUUGGCAACAAGUUGCACAUUGUCUCGACAACAGGACGGGGCAACAAUGCUUGCAUCGAUGGACGAAGACGCUAAAUCCGGCGAUCCGGCGUGGACGCUGGAAAAAAGAAGACGAUGAAGCGCUCAAAAACGCUGUUUCUAUUUACGGUCCCGGAAAUUGGGUCAAGAUACAGCGGUAUGUACUAGGUAGAACAGAUGUUCAAUGUCGCGAGAGAUGGAUGAACGUAUUAAGUCCAGAAAUAAAGAAGGACCCAUGGAGUAAUGAGGAGGAUGAGAAAUUAAUGAGUUUGGUACAGAGUAUAGGAUUGGGAAAAUGGUCGAAGAUUUCCUCGUUCAUGGACGGACGAACAGACAAUCAAUGUUGGCGUCGAUACAAGGUAUUGAAAAAACAAGCCGGAAAGAAGGUCGAGAAAACUCCAGAUGCAGACAGCCACAGCGACUGUCAACCAUCUAUUCAAUCCCAAGAUGUUACUGAAACCACGCCGUUAAACGGGAAUGUCCUGACAAAUGUUACUGCUAAUACCGAACCAACGGACGUCGAUAGUAUUAUUGAAGUUGUAUCAUCAAAUAAUGUCAUUGGUACAUGA
Acaulospora morrowiae is the source of this 1533-nucleotide messenger RNA. The record is from the annotation of a GenBank genome assembly. Lineage: Eukaryota; Fungi; Glomeromycota; Glomeromycetes; Diversisporales; Acaulosporaceae.